CUUCUGCAUUGCCAGCAAACCAUUCAAACAAUCUAAACCAAGGAUGGGAAACCCACAUGUCCUACUCAUUCCUUAUCCCGUUCAAGGCCAUGUAAUUCCUUUAAUGGAGCUGGCUCAGUGCUUAGCUAGGCAUGGCAUCAACAUCACCUUCGCCCUCACUGAAACAACUCACAACCGGAUACUAAACUCAUUAGCACUAAACGAUGUUGCAUUAAAUGAUGGGAUUCGUCUGGUUACUGUGUUGGAUGGCUCAGAAUCAAAUGAGAGUAGCAACGUGCCCGGGAAACUGUCUGAAGCCAUCUUCAAAAUCAUGCCAGGGAAAGUGGAGAAACUCAUACGGGAUAUCAAUGCAUCAUCGGAAUCUGAGGGUGAGAAGAUCAGUUGUGUUGUUGCUGAUCAGAGUCUUGGAUGGGCUCUGGAGUUGGCAAAGAAGCUGGGACUACAAACCGUGGCAUUCUUGCCUGCUGCAGCAGCAAAUUUGGUGCUGGGAUUUAACAUCCCCAAGCUAAUUGAUGAUGGGAUAAUCAACAUUGAAGGUAUUCCAGCAGAGAACAAGACAUUUCAGUUUGCCCCAACAAUGCCAUUCAUGAACACCUCAGACUUUGUUUGGGUUCGCAUGGGAAAUUCGACUAUGCAGAAGAUCAUUUUUCACAUGAUGUUAGGCAAUAACAAGUCUGUAAAAUCAGCAGACUGGCUAAUCUGCAACUCGGCCUAUAAUCUUGAACCAGGAGCCUUUUCCUUAUCCCCAGAGAUUGUUCCCAUUGGUCCUCUUUUAGCCCCAAAAAGCCUCACAACCCCAACUUCUCCAGCCGGAUCUUUCUGGCCAGCAGAACCAAAUUGCCUAAAAUUUCUUGAUCAACACCCGCCACGCUCAAUCAUUUACGCAGCAUUUGGAAGCUCCACAGCUUUCAGUGAAGCACAAUUUGAAGAGCUAGCCAAGGGGCUUGAGCUAACAAACAGGCCUUUCUUGUGGGUCGAUGCAAACAGGAAAACAUACACAACAGAACGGGGAAUGGUGGUGAAUUGGGCACCACAGCAGGGGGUUUUAAGCCAUCCAUCUGUGGGCUGUUUCUUGAGCCAUUGUGGUUGGAACUCGACCAUAGAAUCGGCUAUCAAUGGCGUGCCGAUCCUAUGUUGGCCUUACUUUGCUGACCAGUUUAUCAAUCAAAGCUACAUCUGUGAUGUAUGGAAGAUUGGGGUGGCUUUGAAGAGAAAUAAUGGAAGUGAUGGGAUCAUAAAGUGUGAAGAGAUCAAGAACAAGGUGGAUCAGUUGCUUGGAGACAAGUCGUUUAAAGAGAGAGCUUUACAUCUCAAGGAAGUCACAAGGGCUAAUAUUGCAGAAGGGGGUAGCUCACACAAUAACUUGAUGAAUUUUAUUAAAUGGAUUAAUGCUAAUAUCAACAUGUAAGCAAAAUACUGAACAAUGGUAAUAACUACUCUUUUGCUCCACUUUCACCUUUGUUUGCCAAUAUGAUCAAUUGUGUCAAUUCAA
Ipomoea triloba (trilobed morning glory) is the source of this 1492-nucleotide messenger RNA. Its product is annotated as UDP-glycosyltransferase 83A1-like. The transcript is spliced from 2 exons. Lineage: Eukaryota; Viridiplantae; Streptophyta; Magnoliopsida; Solanales; Convolvulaceae. Bases 44 to 1408 code for a protein of 454 amino acids. The record is from RefSeq and is a predicted model, not a curated record. Gene Ontology annotation, molecular function: UDP-glycosyltransferase activity.